Suillus subalutaceus is the source of this 1029-nucleotide messenger RNA. RefSeq lists its product as uncharacterized. The record is from RefSeq and is a predicted model, not a curated record. The coding region runs from base 1 to 1029 and encodes 342 amino acids. The transcript is spliced from 6 exons. Lineage: Eukaryota; Fungi; Basidiomycota; Agaricomycetes; Boletales; Suillaceae. Gene Ontology annotation, molecular function: DNA binding.
AUGCGAGUCUCUACAGUUCUUUGGACAACUCCACACAGUUUUGACCAUCAACAUGAGUUAGAACAACUCUUUCCAGAGUCUGAUAUCCUCAAAAUGUUCUUCAUACUUACCCAUUUCACUCAGUAUUGCGACAAACUCCACAUUCCCGAAAUGCAACACAUGCCAGCCUCGGCUACCUUACUCUCCACUUUCAUUGCAGCAUCUGCUGGUUCUAUCUCAGACAGUACCAUGAGCAAUUGGCUCGCAGGUCUACAUUUUUGGCACAUCAGCGAUGGCACCCAAUGCCAUGGCAUUGACUCUCCACUCUUGCACCAUAUGAAAUGUGGUCUCACAUGUCUGGUACCCCCCAAUUCAAAACAAGCACAAUGUCCUCCUGUCACACUAGACGCACUCAUCCAGCUGGGUCAAGGACUUGACCUGUCAAACUCCUUUGAUGUCACAGUCUUCACUAUCGCGUGUGUGGCCUUCUGGUCUUGCUGCCGUCUCGGUGAACUCUUGAUUCCCAGCCCAAACACAUUUGAUGCAAUCAAGCACAUCUCUCACUCCAUUCUCCCUAUUACCACGCAUCAUUUCCACAAUAUCACCCCACAUGUCCCCCUCGUCGCUCUUCUCUUACAUCUUGAUGUCAAUAUGAACAUACCUUCUCAUGCCCCAUUAUUCUCUUUCAAAACAGCAGAUGGUGCUUGGUCACCUAUGACAAAACCCUGGUUCAUGGACCGUAUCAACACCAUCUGGUCAGCUGCAGGUCAUCCAGUCAUGCCUGGGCAUGCUUUCCGUUGUGCCAUGGAACUUCUAUUAGAAGGUGUUCACCCUGAUGUUGUAGCAACGCAGGGCCAUUGGAAAUCGAGAGCAUUCCUUGACUACUGGUGUCAGAUUGAGUCCAUCCUUCCUCUAUUUAUCAGCUACUGCUUCAGACACUCGACUCGUAUUCAAGCCAUGCUCCAGGAAUGGUUUGGUCUCGUUUUCUCUUCUUCUUCUCUGCGGUCCCCUCCAUCCCACACCUCGAGACUCAAUCACAACAGGCUCUGA